Molecule: messenger RNA, 2614 nt
Organism: Hippocampus zosterae (dwarf seahorse)
Lineage: Eukaryota; Metazoa; Chordata; Actinopteri; Syngnathiformes; Syngnathidae
Gene: atxn3
Product: ataxin 3
Exons: 11
Coding region: 237-1250 (337 amino acids)
Biological process (GO): protein deubiquitination
Cellular component (GO): nucleus
Molecular function (GO): cysteine-type deubiquitinase activity
Source: RefSeq, a predicted model, not a curated record
ACAAAACAUAGCCUGGAUGAACAGUGCCCUCUAGAGGUCGCCGUUGCGUCCUUUGACUCCGGUGUUAUAUGUCAGAAUAGGUUUAAAUAAAUGUAUUGUAUCAUGUUGCUGUUAUGUACCGCGUCCAAAAUAAUUAUUCGGAAGUAUCAAUGAAGUUUGGAACGUGGUGACGCGUGUCUGAGUUAAUCCGCUAGGAGACGCUGCUCGUUUAGUCUGUGUUGUGACGAGCGAAAGCAAUGGAUGCCAUAUUUCACGAGAAACAAGAGGGCUCCCUCUGUGCCCAGCACUGUCUUAACAACCUGCUGCAGGGUGAGUAUUUCACCCCCGUGGAUCUCUCCUCUAUUGCGCAUCAGUUGGAUGAAGAGGAGAGGAUGAGGAUGGCAGAGGGAGGAAUGGGCAGCGACGAGUACCAAACCUUUUUACAGCAACCAUCUGGUAACAUGGAUGACAGCGGGUUCUUUUCAAUACAAGUCAUUAGCAAUGCUCUCAGGGUUUGGGGACUGGAGCUUAUCCUUUUCAACAGCCGGGAGUACCAGAGCCUGAUGAUAGAUCCAAUAAAUGAAAAUGCCUUCAUAUGCAAUUACAAGGAGCACUGGUUUACCAUUCGCAAACUUGGACAACAGUGGUUUAACUUGAAUUCACUUUUGACUGGACCAGAGUUGAUCUCAGACACAUAUUUAGCCCUUUUUCUUGCACAGUUACAACAAGAAGGUUAUUCCAUAUUUGUGGUCCAAGGAAAUCUCCCAGACUGUGAAGCAGACCAGAUUCUUGGCAUCAUGAAAGUGCAACAACAGCAGCGGCCAAAACUUAUUGGCGAGGCCCAAGCUCAGACGAGUGCAGGCAGGUCAUCAAUAUUGGGUCAGACGGAGACGAGCUUUGGUGUGCAGAGUGACGUUGUGGAUGAAGAUGAAGAGUUGAACAGGGUUCUCGCGCUCAGCAGACAAGACAUUGACGUAGAUGAUGAGGAGGCGGAUCUGCGCAGGGCCAUUCAGCUUAGCAUGCAAGGAGCUGCGUUGACCAACACUUCUUCAGAUUCUGGUAGUGGACAUGUGAGAGUGGACGGCGAGGCUGCAGGACAACUAAGAAUGCACAAUGAGGCACUUACAGCAGAUGAGCUGAGGAAGAGGCGGCAAGCCUACUUUGACCGGCAGCAGCAACCCCUCCAGUCCACCAUUCCACAACAAGCCAACACAACAUCUAUAGAGAACCGUUGCACUGAAGUGGACCAACAACAAAAGCCCAGCCUGUGAAGGUGGAAAGUGUCUGCUUUUGAUGAAAAGCUGUAACGCCUCCGAAUUCAGGGGUCGCUUUGCUCCUUCCGCUAAUCUACCUUUUUGCACCUUUUGCGAACGUGCUGACAUUCAGGAGACGGAACCGAUUUCGUCCGUUCGUUCGCUGAUGGGCAUCAGAGAAUGAUUAGAGAGAGAAAAAAGGCAGUAAGGCGCCAUGAUGUUGCUGCCACCGAGGCUGCGAUGACGCUGAACUCUGGAUGCAGUGAAACAAGUGUGCCUUUUUUUUCCCUUUUAAACCAUGGCGCCUUCAACUUCUACUGUAUAUUAUUUCCUAAUUUUCUGUCUGCAAGAGAUAGACUGUUGUUUUCAAAAGGGUGUUUUUGGUGGGAGCUAAAUUCAUAGCGCUUGUCCGCUGUGAAGUUGUACAAGCGCUCCCGCGAUUCUGUCAAAUCCCAUUUACAGCAGUUGUUUGUUUUAGUCAUUCGUUGUGGGUACCAGGCUACAAAACACUUGAACGCCAGCUCCUAAAAUGUCUUCUCAUGCAAUAUCAUAAUGUCGUGCAUCGUUGUACUUUUGAGUUGAGAAGAUAAUUGAGCAACACCAUUUUUCGGUUGGUGUGGCUUGCUUACUUUGUUCAUUAGUAAUCAUAGUACAGUAACUCAUAUCAUUGUAAAUUUUUCAGUCGGUCUACUUUGGAUAGACGCAAAACCAACAUUUGCUGUGGGGUGACGUUUUAAAGGAGACGUCAUAUUUUCCUGGUUGUUGCUGCCAAGAUGUAUACAGGACUUUUAAAGGGAACAGGAUUUGCAAUCCACAUCUGAUAAAUGAAUCAAUUCAUUAUUCCAGCAGGAUUUAUUAUCAGUGUCGAAGGUGACGAAUGGAUGACUUCUGUUUCGACCAGUUCCCUUUAAAAAGGUUUGCGAUUGAAUUGCGCUGUUUUAAAUGAUUAUGUGUUUCUGCCACCGAUCGAUUGUGGCCUUCCUUCCAAAUUGAAUGGUGACGUUUUUUUUUUUUAAUGAGCUGUUGAUUAGAAAUCCAAAGACCACAUCCGAGCAUUAACCGUCAUUGUAUUAUGGGGCCACUUCCAGCUCUGCUCAAGUGGAAUUUAAUAAGACAUUCAAAUCAUGUGCAGUUUGACCUCAGGGGAAGGGAGAUUCCAUGUGUGCUUUCAUUUCCCACUUCCCCUUUUGAGUCAAUCGUGUGUUGCUUGAUUUAAAAUGUACAGGUAAGCAUGCAAAUGAGGACUAGUUUGACGUUCACUUGCUUGUCACUAUAAGCACUAACGCAUCAUUUUGCCAUGCUUUUAUUCCCUAACGCUCACAUUCUGAAAAGUACUGUAUAUAUUCUGGUGAUGUUCCAGGAUUAAAGAAACAUUCACAAUG